UAAUAUAAUUAUAAUUAAUAGUGUUAUUUGGUUUCAGACUUUGCAUAAUGGAAUCAAAAAAAUUUUUUUUGGUUACAUUUUUAGAUGAAGAUGAUGCUCCUGGCAUAGUUUCAUCAAAGUGGUUAAGAUACCAACACUUGUUAUUACCCUAAUGUAUGCACUGAAGAAAUCAAAAACAAACUUGAAGAAGAUACCUGCACCUGAAGCAACAUGGUCACAAUAUCAAAUAAAAAUACUUAAAAGUUAUGAAACUUAUGGCGAAGCACGAUUACAUUUAAAAAAAGCGGAAGAAACCUGAAAUUUGGACUCAGACGAAGCAGAAAAUGAUGUUACAAAUGAAGUGACAGUGGACAUAAUGUCUGCUGUAAAUUACCCAGUCACCUCCGGUUCUAAAGAGGCCAAGCAAACACAACUCAAAGCUGUUAACUGCCAAUCAGAGUGCAUUACAAACAAGCAAUAUGCUAUACAACAGAGUCAUAUGAUUCAGAUUGUGUCAGAAGACCUAGCUAACCAAAUGGCUGAAAUCAAUAGAAAAUUGGAUUUACCGUUAGCUAGGUCCGAAGAAACAUUUUCACCAACAGAUGACAAUGCAGGUCUUUCAGAACUUUUGGCAAGUCUACCAGUAAAAGAUAUUGCAAGUUUUAAUAAUUUCGAUGACCAUUUAAAAAUAAACAAGAAUACAGAUGUCAUUUUUGUCUGGUAUUGGCGGCAGAAAUGUAAGAAGCCUUACGACUAAUAUGUUGAGACGAAUAAUUCUAGAUGAUGUAGCCGAGUUGUAUUCGUUAACUGGGAAACAGAUGAAAAAUUCGAAUAAAAAGUCAUUUAUGAGUACAGAAACCUAUAAAUUAAUCUUUCGUAAGUACCUUUAUUUUAUUACAAACUUAUACAGGGUGUAAAUGAAUUCAUAGGCAACCUUGCAGGGGGUGGCUCAGACCAUCAUUAUGAAC
This is a messenger RNA of Ostrinia nubilalis (European corn borer), 947 nucleotides long. RefSeq lists its product as uncharacterized. The transcript has 4 exons. The record is from RefSeq and is a predicted model, not a curated record. Lineage: Eukaryota; Metazoa; Arthropoda; Insecta; Lepidoptera; Crambidae. The coding region runs from base 356 to 736 and encodes 126 amino acids.